AUGUGACACUAUUCUAAACACCAAAAUGGCCUCCCCUCAAUUGAGUGGCUACCAGUGUGAGUUCGUUCAGAGUGUGGGGGAUUACGAGUGCCCCCUGUGUCUGCAUGUGACCCGAGAGCCCAGCCUCACCAGCUGCUGUGGACAACACUUCUGUCAAGCCUGCAUCCAAAAGAUACUCACCGACAACAAACCUUGCCCCUUUUGUAAGAUCGAUAGUUUCACCGUGUUUCUAGACAAAAAGCACCGAAGAAGACUUCUCGAUCUCAAGGUCUAUUGCGAUAACAAAGCUGUUGGUUGUGACUGGGUGAGUGGUUUGGGAGAGCUAGAACAACACCUUGGAGAGAAAUGCGCAUUAGUUUCUGUGGAUUGCCAGUACAACUGUGGAGAAAGUGUUGAAAGAAGAUUUCUAACGAAGCACACAACUAACGAUUGUCCCAAGAGACCACACAGCUGUGACUACUGUCUGCUGGAGGGAACAUAUCAAGAGAUCCAAGACGACCACCUCCCAGUGUGCUCAAAGUAUCCGGUGGCGUGCCCCAACGAGUGUGGAGUGGCUCCCCCAGAGAGAGGUCAACUGGAGGGGCACCUGAGAGAGUGUCCUCUGAUAAUGGUCGAGUGUGAGCUGAAGGAGCUGGGCUGUGAGGAGGUGGUCCAACGGAAGGACGCGGACAAACACAUGGAGCAAGCUGCUCAGAAACACUUGAGGUUAUCGACUAGCUAUUUCAUAAACAAUCAGAAAAGGCAAGAUGAAGCAAUUGCUAAACUACAAAACGAAAAUGAAAAAUUACGCAGUGAAUUGAAACAGUCAUUCAAAGAGCAACAAAUAGAAUUGGUAACAGAAAUUCAAUCCAAAUCUAAAGAGCUGUCAGUUUUAUCCAGCCAAGUGGACACUCUUACACGCUAUGUAGGGACUAGCUGCACUAGUAUGACUGUCAAGUAUGCAUAUGAAACGAGCAGAUGGACCAACAGUGAGCAGUUUCAGACUUUUCCAACAGGAUACAUCAUGAAGGUUAAUUUGUAUUUCAACAAUUUUAAGGGUACACUUGAUAUUGAGCUCACCCCUGUUUCGGCCCAAGCUAACGACAAGCUCGAUUGGCCAAAAACCUUCGCUAUGACAGCAACUAUGUUCAACCAGGCCGGUGACCAUAACAACUAUCAGAUUACCAGAGAUUUGAAAGUGAGGAUGAGGCACUAUAACGAUGAGAUUAAAAUAAACUGCGACACUAUAGAAAAACCUUCUUGUGGAGUCAAGUACAUCGUUAAUGGCCACGUCAAGUUCCAAAUGUUUGUGAAAGAGAAAUAAACUAACUGCAUGACAUUGUAGUUAUUACAUGGUAUGCAACUUUAUUGGCACGGUAUAGCAAGACAAUUUUGUUUACAUGUAUAACGAGUGUUGCAAUUAAGCUGCGCUGUGCUAAUGCCUCUUGCUAUGUUAUGCUCUUGCUCAAAAAUUUAAGUGAUGAAUAAGCUUUUUUCGAAAU
Molecule: messenger RNA, 1481 nt
Organism: Halichondria panicea
Lineage: Eukaryota; Metazoa; Porifera; Demospongiae; Suberitida; Halichondriidae
Product: TNF receptor-associated factor 4-like
Exons: 1
Coding region: 26-1303 (425 amino acids)
Molecular function (GO): zinc ion binding; protein binding
Source: RefSeq, a predicted model, not a curated record